Messenger RNA from Acytostelium subglobosum LB1, 4146 nucleotides. RefSeq lists its product as hypothetical. Gene Ontology annotation, molecular function: DNA-directed DNA polymerase activity; DNA binding; 3'-5' exonuclease activity. The coding region runs from base 1 to 4146 and encodes 1381 amino acids. Lineage: Eukaryota; Evosea; Eumycetozoa; Acytosteliales; Acytosteliaceae. The transcript is spliced from 3 exons. Gene Ontology annotation, biological process: DNA-templated DNA replication; double-strand break repair. The record is from RefSeq and is a predicted model, not a curated record.
AUGUUGAAGUUUGCCAACAGGUUGUUUCAUGAUCAUUGUAGUCAUUUUGUAACUACAACGACAGCUGCCAAUAGCUACACAGUUGUUGGAGCAACACUAAACAUCGCAUUAUUUAUACGCCAAACUCAGACAAGAAGGAGAUACUGUUCUACAUCAUCAACGACAACAACAAACUCACGACUGAGUUCUUUAAAGAUAGAUAAUGAUGUUGACAACGAGGAUGCACAAUCAUUCAAGCAUACGUAUGAGGACGAUGAUGUGGAUGAUCAAUCACUAAAGAACAGGUCAAAGUGGUCAUAUGGCAAGCAGGACUCGUUAGCAUUUCUCUCAAAGAACAAGCAAUUGGAUGAUAUCAUCAAGAAGAGUCAGGUCAACGAGUCAUUCGAUGGCAUGGUCAAUGUCAAUAACACACUUCUCACAAAUAUUACCAAUCAACUUCAACAUCAGCUUAAACCUUCUCUGCUCAUUGGCAACGGUAUCAAACCAAAGAUUAGAGUAAUGAGAAGCAAGAAGGAGUCGACUACUCAAUCACAAGAAGAAAAGUCACAACCACCUCAACAACAACAACAACAACAACAACAACAACAACAACAACAACAACAACAACAACAGGACAAGCCACCAAAGACCAUAAGGAUCAAGAUCAAAUCAAAGGACCCAUUCAUUGAGUUGCCAAACAACCAGAAGAUCUAUCUUCAGAAGAGAUCCAAGAAGGGUGAGGAGUCAACAGAGGUCUCUCAUACCAGCAAAUCAACACCAAAUCCAAUCUCCAAUCAUACUGCUCUAUCAAAAGCAAACAUGACUGAUGUCGUUCCCCCGAUAUCUGCACCUCAUGCUCAGUCUCUCAGUUCACCCAACUACAACAACAUCAAUGAAGAGUUGACUACAUCAGAAUACGAAUCAUUGUCAACCAUUGGAGAUAAGAAGCCACACACAUUGAUCAUUGAUGGUACACCUUUGUUGUACAAGGGCUUUGGUGGUACGCCACCCCUCUCUGUCGAAGGGCAACCAAUCAAUGCGAUAUAUGCCUAUACUCAGUCAAUACUAAAGCUACUCAGAGACUUCAAACCGGACAACGUUGUGCUAUGCUUUGAUCCGAGGGAUGGCAUACCCACGUUCAGACGUGACCUCUACCCAGAGUACAAGGCACAGCGCCCACCCACCCCUGAAGACCUAGUCUCACAGUUCUCACUGGUGCCACAUCUAUCAGAGGCACUAAGCAUUCCAAUGAUCACCGUCUCACGCUUUGAAUCAGAUGAUCUCAUCGCUACCUACACCAAGAUGGCCAUCGAACAAGGUCAUAGUGUGACAAUCGUCACAGAUGACAAGGACAUCCUACAACUGGUCAACCACGAGGAUAUUUCUCUUUUCCGACCAAAGAGAAAUCAGACCGUAACCAUGUCAACGGUCGUCAAUGUCAUGGGUGUCUCAAGCGAACUGAUGACCACCUACCAAGCUUUGGUUGGUGAUUCCUCAGACAACAUACCUGGAGUUCCUGGAAUCGGUCCAAAAAGUGCCAUAUCGAUCAUCAAUGAGCUUGGAUCACUAAACAACAUAUUGGAUAACAUUGACAAGUUACCAGCAAAGCUACAAGAUCGCGUACAGAACUUGAAGUCACAGAUCACUUUGUCCUAUCAGUUGGCAACUUUGAACAAGAAUGUCACCGUACCCUACACCCUCGAUCAACUACGCUUUAAUCCAAUCAACAAGAAGAAGCUUUUAGACUAUCUGGAUAUGUUCCAGUUCCAAAAGCUAAAAGGCUCAUUGGAUAAGUACAAGUUGCCAUUCGAGGGAGAGAUUGAUUAUAGAUAUACAGAGGAGGACACCAGCGUGGCAGCGGCACUGGCAUUGGAAAAGUCAAGUGCAUUGCAGGCGGCUGUUGAGGCACAGGCAUUGGAGGAACAAGAUCAACCAAUGACAGAUGAGGAGGUAGGACAGUUGGCCAUUCCAAACGUCACCAUAGUGAGCACUGUGGCCAAGGCAAAGCGAGUCGCUCGUCAGUUGAGGAGUCUGACUCACCUAUAUCAUGCGUGUGACAGUGAGGUCAUCGACUUGGAUCUCAAGAAGGAGUCACCCAUUGGGCAUGGACGCAUCAUUUGUUUCAGUGUCUACUGUGGUCCAGACAUUGAUUUUGGACAGGGAUCAAUUCUCUGGGUGGAUACACUGGGUGCCAAUGGAGAGGAGAUACUUCAGGUGUUCAAGGAGUAUAUGGAGGAUGAGGCAAUCUACAAGGUGUGGCACAACUAUGCUUUUGACCGACAUAUAUUCUUCAAUCACGGUAUCGAUGUGAAAGGAUUUGGUGGCGACACUCUACACAUGGCUCGACUCUGGGACGCCUCAAGGAACGGUCGUGGAGGCUAUUCACUCGAGAAACUGAGCAAAGAGCUACUGGACAAUCAUAAGACUAGUAUGGUCGAUUUGUUUGGAAGACAAAAGAUCAACAAGAACGGAGAGCUUGGCAAGGAGGUUAUUAUGCCACCACUUGAGGCUCUCCAACGCAGCAGGCGUCAUGUCAAUGCUUGGAUAGGCUACUCAUCACUGGACGCUGAGCUGACUUGGCAGCUACGAGAGAAUCUACAACUCAAGUUGAAGAACAUGGUGUGGAUGAAUGACACAACAAUGUGGGACUUUUACCAUCUACUGUGGAGACCAUUUGGACAUCUCCUCACAGACAUGGAGCGACGUGGCAUGAAGGUGAACAUUGAACAUCUCAAGACCAUCGAGAUCCAAGCCACCAAGGACAUUGGGGACCACGUCGACCGUUUCCAGAAGUGGGGCAACAAAUACUGUGAGAAUGUGAAGUAUAUGAACACAGGAUCGGACGCCCAAGUGCAGCAACUGUUGUUUGCACCCACUGUCAACAUCAAGACCAAGGAGCAAAUGCCGCCAGAGAAGGAGUUUGACUGUCUGAAUGUCGAGGGCUACAUCGAGCCAGGCAAGAAGAAGGCAAAGAAGAUGCGUCCAUUCGUUCUGACUGGUAUGGGUCUUCCAGUCAGCUCACAUACAGACAGUGGUUGGCCCUCUGUCGAUUCAGCUGCAAUGCGUGAACUAGCCGGAAACCCAUCAAAAGGAAAGUACGGCAAGAUAUACACCUACUUCAAGGAAAGAUCACAGGACAAGGAGGCUGGAGAGAAGGAAGGAAUUGAGGCAUCUGAGGCCGUGUCGUCGCUGCUCGAAGUCGGUAGCGUGGGUACUCUGAUCAACUCGUUCAUUGUUCCCCUCCAGAAACUCUGUGAUGCAAACCAGCGAGUGCACACUUCGAUCAACGUCAACACAGAGACUGGACGUCUCUCAUCCAAGAGACCAAACCUACAGAACCAGCCAGCGUUGGAAAAGGACCGUUACAAGAUCCGUAAGGCUUUCACCUGUGAAGAGGGUAACACCCUGAUCGUGGCAGACUAUGGCCAACUGGAGCUCCGAUUGCUUGCACAUAUCACCAACUGUAAAUCAAUGAUCAAUGCGUUCAAGGUGGGUGGUGACUUCCAUUCAAGAACUGCCAUGGGCAUGUACCCACAUGUCAAAGAGGCUGUGGACAAGGGAGAGGUGCUAUUGGAAUGGGAGGGCGAAGGUGAGCCUCCAAAGCCAUUGCUCAAGGAUGUAUUUGGUGCUGAGAGAAGAAAGGCCAAGACACUCAACUUCUCAAUCGCCUAUGGCAAAACUCCGCACGGCCUGUCCAAGGACUGGGGUGUGACACUCAAAGAGGCGCAGGACACUCUGAAUCGAUGGUACGAGGACCGUCCAGAGGUAUUGUUGUGGCAGAGGAAGACAAUAGACAUUGCCAACAAACACAAAUGGACACGCACUCUUAUGGGCCGAUACAGACUGCUACCCGACAUUGACAACCCAGCAAAAGGAUUCAAGUCGCACGCGGAACGUGCUUCAAUCAACACACCCUUGCAAGGUGGUGCCGCAGAUAUCGUUAUGAAGGCAAUGCUCAUGAUAGAGGAAGACAAGCGACUGAAAGAGUUGGGAUUCCAGCUGAUCAUGCAGAUACACGAUGAGCUUAUCCUGGAAGGACCUGAACAGCAUGCAACAGAGGCCCGAGACAUUGUGAUGAGGCUCAUGUCUAACCCACUCAACACAGCGCUACUCAUAGAUUUGGUUGUCGACUGUAGCUUCGCAAAGACCUGGUAUGAAGCCAAGUAA